AUGACCGUUGUCCUGUUGACCACUGACCUCCUGUUGUUUCUCCUCACCCUCACUGUCCCCUGCCACGAGACUGGUGCGGCGAUGUUGCUACAACCAGUGCCGCCAUCGUCGUCGCAUUCGCGUGCAGCCGGCCAAAUACGUGCUCGCCUCGUCACGCAGCUACUGUCGACUCCGUCGUUGGCCACUGCCGCCGCUAGCCGUCGCCAGGUACGUCGUCUUUCGGUGAUCAUCAUGCGGUGCUCGUUGUCGCGUCCUGCGUUCAUCUGA
This is a messenger RNA of Soboliphyme baturini, 267 nucleotides long. The record is from the annotation of a GenBank genome assembly. NCBI's taxonomy places the organism in Eukaryota, Metazoa, Nematoda, Enoplea, Dioctophymatida, Soboliphymatidae.